AAGUCGGCAGAAACAACUUCUCAGACGCGGCGUCGCGAGCGAAGGAAUACUACUCCGAGCGACAUUUGGAUUAUACUUUGGCCAGCGCGCUUUGACUGGAUUUUAAUAUUUCCGAGCUCUUCCGGAGACUUGUGGAUUACUAUUAUUUGAAGCAAAAUGACCCUGGAAGAAGUCGUUGGAUGCAACAUCACUGAUAAAAAAAUGGACACCGUGAGCCAAGCAUUGGAAGAGCUGCUGGCAGCAGCGCAGAGACAGGACUGUCUCACCGUCGGCGUUUAUGAGUCUGCAAAACUAAUGAAUGUAGACCCGGAUUGUGUCGUACUGUGCGUUCUGGCCACCGACGAGGAGGACCAGGACGACAUUGCCCUGCAGAUUCACUUCACGCUCCUUCAGGCGUUCUGCUGCGACAACGACAUCAACAUCCUGCGGGUGUCCGGGCUGAGACGCCUCGCACAGGUGCUCGGGGAGCCCGCCACCGUGGACAACAACGAGCCGAGGGAUUUCCACUGCAUAAUAGUCACCAACCCCCAGUGCCAGCCGCUCAAAUGCCAGGCGCUGAAAGACGUGGGCAACUACUGCGAAGAAAGCCGCUGCAAAAACCAGUGGAUCCCCUAUCUGUCCCUGCAGGAACGCUGAACGGACCGCGGUGCUUUUUCGAUGCAACGAAAGGAUGAACGAGUCAUUCCCCGCGAAUGAAAAGGAGGAAAAAAAAAGGGGCUCCGCGCCAGCCGCCGGUGACCGCUGCGUCACGAGAAGGGGCUGCGAGAGAGAGAAGUGGAGCUCUUGGGGACCGUGCGCGCACGGGACCGGUACAUUCCAGCUUGUCGUGACCUCCGCGGGGGGUAGCGGAGGAACAAGCUGUGGGAACACGAACUGCGAAAGGCCGCCCGUCGGCGCGCGCGCUCGCUCGCGGAGAACCUGCGCGCGGGCGGCGUGGGCGCGCAACGGGUUGGAAAGGGACGAGCGUGCGUCACUAUCGAACAUUUUGCGAACGCCGACUGAACGAUGCGUGUACGUGCCGGGCUAUAGCGACAAUAUAGUGACUGAACCCGCUAUAAAAGGACCGCAAUCGCUUCUGUUAGACUGCACUGUGUCUGUGGAACAAGAAAAAAAUGACUUCUGUUGAGAAAUGCAUACUAUGAAUUGGUGUAAGUUAUUUGCGGUAAUUUAAAAAGACUUAAUAUAUGCAUUGCUGCUUUUUGUCAAAUGCGAUGUUGUUUCAAUAAAUUAUUGACUGAGAAUUGUA
This is a messenger RNA of Puntigrus tetrazona (Sumatra barb), 1246 nucleotides long. RefSeq names its product growth arrest and DNA damage-inducible protein GADD45 beta-like. The transcript is spliced from 4 exons. Gene Ontology annotation, cellular component: nucleus; cytoplasm. NCBI's taxonomy places the organism in Eukaryota, Metazoa, Chordata, Actinopteri, Cypriniformes, Cyprinidae. Gene Ontology annotation, biological process: regulation of cell cycle. The coding region runs from base 157 to 636 and encodes 159 amino acids. The record is from RefSeq and is a predicted model, not a curated record.